Molecule: messenger RNA, 19533 nt
Organism: Coregonus sp. 'balchen'
Lineage: Eukaryota; Metazoa; Chordata; Actinopteri; Salmoniformes; Salmonidae
Source: the annotation of a GenBank genome assembly
AUGAAGGCCUGUCAUGAAGUCGGUGAAUUGGUGCAUUGGCUAGUUAUGUCAAAAUGACAUACAGGUUCCAAAUAGGACGUUUUCCAAGGCAGCACACUUUUGUCCCUAGCCUGGUUGCGCUCUCUGUUAAGCUAUUACAUUCCACUCGUGCCCACUCUUGUCAUUAGCCAAAGAGACUGGCCUUUCAGAAAUCUUCAAAUAUGAACGUUCUAUCAUUAAUGAGCUCUAGGAGAUCAGAGGAUUUGAUACUGAUUUGAUAACCCUCACAGCUAUCAUCCAAUCAAUGUUUUUGCAAAUUAGACUGAUAGGAAAACGUUCUAACUUAAUUAAUACAUUUGAUUGGAAACAUUCAAACAUUGGGCAUUAUGGUGCUGGAAGAACAGAGGAUUCCUGUUUAUUGCAUUUUUACUAAUGUGAUCACACCACAGAAGCUCUCGCCAUUCAAACUUCUCCGCCAGUUCAUGUGAAUUCCUAUUUUAUAUCCUGCAAAGUGCUUUUUUCCUCAAAUAGAUAUACACUGCUCAAAAAAAUAAAGGGAACACUUAAACAACACAAUGUAACUCCAAGUCAAUCACACUUCUGUGAAAUCAAACUGUCCACUUAGGAAGCAACACUGAUUGACAAUACAUUUCACAUGCUGUUGUAGGUGGAAAUUAUAGGCAAUUAGCAAGACACCCCCAAUAAAGAAGUGGUUCUGCAGGUGGUGACCACAGACCACUUCUCAGUUCCUAUGCUUCCUGGCUGAUGUUUUGGUCACUUUUGAAUGCUGGCGGUGCUUUCACUCUAGUGGUAGCAUGAGACGGAGUCUACAACCCACACAAGUGGCUCAGGUAGUGCAGCUCAUCCAGGAUGGCACAUCAAUGCGAGCUGUGGCAAGAAGGUUUGCUGUGUCUGUCAGCGUAGUGUCCAGAGCAUGGAGGCGCUACCAGGAGACAGGCCAGUACAUCAGGAGACGUGGAGGAGGCCGUAGGAGGGCAACAACCCAGCAGCAGGACUGCUAUCUCCGCCUUUGUGCAAGGAGGAGCAGGAGGAGCACUGCCAGAGCCCUGCAAAAUGACCUCCAGCAGGCCACAAAUGUGCGUGUCUGCUCAAAUGGUCAGAAACAGACUCCAUGAGGGUGGUAUGAGGGCCCGACGUCCACAGGUGGGGGUUGUGCUUACAGCCCAGACGUGACAGAGUCUGGAGACGCCGUGGAGAACGUUCUGCUGCCUGCAACAUCCUCCAGCAUGACCGGUUUGGCGGUGGGUCAGUCAUGGUGUGGGGUGGCAUUUCUUUGGGGGGCCGCACAGCCCUCCAUGUGCUCGCCAGAGGUAGCCUGACUGCCAUUAGGUACCGAGAUGAGAUCCUCAGACCCCUUGUGAGACCAUAUGCUGGUGCGGUUGGCCCUGGGUUCCUCCUAAUGCAAGACAAUGCUAGACCUCAUGUGGCUGGAGUGUGUCAGCAGUUCCUGCAAGAGGAAGGCAUUGAUGCUAUGGACUGGCCCGCCCAUUCCCCAGACCUGAAUCCAAUUGAGCACAUCUUGGGACAUCAUGUCUCGCUCCAUCCACCAACGCCACGUUGCACCACAGACUGUCCAGGAGUUGGCGGAUGCUUUAGUCCAGGUCUGGGAGGAGAUCCCUCAGGAGAACAUCCACCACCUCAUCAGGAGCAUGCCCAGGCGUUGUAGGGAGGUCAUACAGGCACGUGGAGGCCACACACACUACUGAGCCUCAUUUUGACUAGUUUUAAGGACAUUACAUCAAAUUUGGAUCAGCCUGUAGUGUGAUUUUCCACUUUAAUUUUGAGGGUGACUCCAAAUCCAGACCUCCAUGGGUUGAUACAUUUGAUUUCCAUUGAUAAUUUUUGUGAUUUUGUUGUCAGCACAUUCAACUAUGUAAAGAAAAAAGUAUUUAUAAGAUUAUUUCAUUCAUUCAGAUCUAGGGUGUGUUAUUUUAGUGUUCCCUUAAUUUUUUUGAGCAGUGUAUAUUUUUAAUUGCUCAAUAAGUGACCAAACUAUAUUGUAGGGCGGGGAAUUGCCAGGGACCUCACAAUACGAUAUUAUCACAAUACUUCCAUGGUCCAAACAUAGUUCUCACCCAUAUGUCUGCAGCAGAGAGAGGAGAACUAUGAGAGAAGGAGUUUUGAUCAGUCAUGGAAAUAAGUGAUGAAAACAAAUUGGCUCCCUAUUUAAAAAGAUGGAGAACAAGCUAUGAGAGAAAAAUACUGGAGUUUUUGUGCAGGUACAGCUAACUAGUGCAAAAAUAAUAUUGCGAUAUUGUCAAAACAAUACAAUAAAUUGUCAAAUCAUAUCCCAGUAUGGGCUCCCGAGUGGCGCAGCAGUCUAAGGCACUGCAUCUCAGUGCUUGAGGCGUCACUACAGACCCCCUGGUUCGAUUCCAGGCUGUAUCACAACCGGCCGUGAUUGGGAGACCCAUAGGGCGGCGCACAAUUGGCCCAGCGUCGUCCGGGUUUGGCCGGUGUAGGCCAUCAUUGUAAAUAAGAAUUUGUUCUUAACUGACUUGCCUAGUUAAAUAAAGGUAAAAUAAAUAAAUAUGUCACUAUUGAUUUCCCCCUUAGUGUUUUAACUACUUUGUCUAUUUGUUUCAUAUCUGCACUCAUAAUAUCUGUCAGAAAUAUAAAAUUCCCAGUUUACGCUUCAAAACCAACUUUAUGAGGUUUUAAAAAUAGGUUAUAUUUGACUCAAAAUUCCAUAACAUACAGUAAGGCAUUGUUGGCAGAAUAGAUGGAUGCAGUUCAAUGCAUGAUUAAUAUUUAAGCGAUAAUUCCAGAGAAGCCGGUGUUUGAAUGAUAUAUUGGCACAGGUGUUGUUAGGCCCAAGAUGAAGUCGAAAACACCGGCUUCGAGGGCAUUAUCACAUUUAUACAAUGGGUUACCAACAUAUUCAAAUAAUGAUUGACAUAUUUUCAUUCAAAAUGUUAUUUUGAUGGAUUUAUUCAUACUAUUUCAUCCUUCCACGAGAUAUAGGGUUGCUACCCAAGCCGGCUGGUCGUUCGUUCUAUCGGUUUGGUUGCCAGUCGUUAAGUAUUUUUGUUCUGUAUCUAUGGACCCAACCCAGUCGUUCGUUCUAAAUGUUCUAUUGCCAUACCGGCUGGCAACGUUCUUAUCCCUUGCUUGCUAGCUAGCCAACUACGGCCAACUUACAGUCACGUCAAACAGUGCAGCCAUAAUAACAGCAAAGUAGCUGUAUUUGCAUUUGUUUAAGCUGUUUUGUAGUGACAUUUAUUUGGAUACAUCCAUAACAAUGAGCUAAUGAUGCUUGAUUUCACCUGGCAUAGAAAAUGUGCUCUCUAGUCAGGACACUGUUGUUCAGAGGAGCUAUCCAACAACACAGCUAACACAAUCACUUCAAACUGAAGCUGGAAAGACUGCAAACUAGCUGCAUUUAGUUUCAUUUUACCUGUUUUCAAUUGAUUUUUUUGUUGUAUAUAUCCAUAAAGAUUAUACUGAUUCAUGAUUUCGACUGGCUGAGAAAAGCUGCCUGCCUGUCUUUCUCGUCCCGACUCCCGACCCCUACACAUGAAUUGCUAUGGUAUUGAAACAAUGUUGCAAAUGUCAGAGACCGACAGCAAGGUUUAUACAAAUCUACACUAUUGAAAACCAAUUGCUAGUCUAAAAGAAAUGGGGGUAUAAUGUCUAGAAAUAUAGAAUUUUCACAAGUGCCUUACUAUACGUCAUUCCCAAACAUUCUAUGAAUUUAUGAAAUUGUCCACAUGUAAGUGCUUGCUUGUCAGAAAAAGAAGUUUCAUUCUUCCUGGGGGUGAAUAUGAACAGAUUUGAAUAAGAUUUCAUGUUGCUAAAAUGCUGUCAGUUCCACUUUGGUAUUUUGGUAUUUUAUUCGGAUCCCCAUUAGCUGUUGCAAAAGCAGCAGCUACUCUUCCUGGGGUCCACACAAAACAUGAAACAUGACAUAAUACAGAACAUUAAUAGACAAGAACAGCUCAAGGACAGAACUACAUACAUUUUUAAAAAAGGCACACGUAGCCUACAUAUCAAUACAUACACACAAACUAUCUAGGUCAAAUAGGGGAGAGGCGUUGUGCCAUGAGGUGUUGCUUUAUCUGUAUUUUGAAAUCUGUUUUGCUGUUUAUUUGAGCAAUAUGAGAUGGAACGGAGUUCCAUGCAAUGAUGGCUCUAUAUAAACUCAGCAAAAAAAGAAACGUCCCUUAUUCAGGACCCUGUCUUUCAAAGAUAAUUUGUAAAAAUCUAAAUAACUUCACAGAUCUUCAUUGUAAAGGGUUUAAACACUUUCCCAUGCUUGUUCAAUGAACCAUAAACAAUUAAUGAACAUGCACCUGUGGAACGGUCGUUAAGACACUAACAGCUUACAGACGGUAGGCAAUUAAGGUCACAGUUAUGAAAACUUAGGACACUAAAGAGGCCUUUCUACUGACUCUGAAAAACACCAAAAGAAAGAUGCCCAGGGUCCUUGCUCAUCUGCGUGAACGUGCCUUAGGCAUGCUGCUAGGAGGCAUGAGGACUACAGAUGUGGCCAGGGCAAUAAAUUGCAAUGUCCGUACUGUGAGACGCCUAAGACAGCGCUAAAGGGAGACAGGACGAACAGCUGAUCGUCCUCGCAGUGGCAGAUCACGUACAUUUGCACAGGAUCGGUACAUCCGAACAUCACACCUGUGGGACAGGUACAGGAUGGCAACAACAACUGCCGAGUUACACCAGGAACGCACAAUCCCUCCAUCAGUGCUCAGACUGUCCGCAAUAGGCUGAGAGAGGCUGGACUGAGGGCUUGUGGUCCUGUUGUAAGGCAGGUCCUCACCAGACAUCACCGGCAACAACGUUGCCUAUGGGCACAAACCCACCGUCGCUGGACCAGACAGGACUGGCAAAACGUUUUUCAAUUCCUCAUCAAUCCAUGGAGCCUUAACAGUUCUAACAGUCAGUUUCCUAACAGGUGCAUGUUUAUCAAUAAUUGGAAGAAGCAAUUUCAUAAAUUCAUCAAGUGCAGCAUCUGGAUGCUCCUUAUUAAUCACAUCAGACCAACACAUAUUUUUUACAUCAUCCACAUAUGAGUCACAGUAAAAUCUUUUGUAUGAUCUCUUAUACACUAUUUUAGGCCCAGCUGUUGGAACUUUGGCUUUCCUGGAUAUAGCCACUAUAUUGUGAUCACUACAUCCAAUGGGAAGGAUACAGCUUUAGAACAAAGUUCUACAGUAUUAGUAAAAAUGUGAUCGAUACAUUUGGAUGAUCUUGUUCCUGUAGUGUUUGUAAACACCCUGGUAGGUUGAUUAAUAACCUGAACCAGAACACAGGCACUGGUUACAGUAAGAAGCUUCCUCUUGAGCGGACAGCUUGAUGAAAACCAGUCAAUAUUCAGGUCCACAAGAAAGUAGACCUCUCUGUUUACAUCACAUACACAAUCAAGCAUUUCACACAUAUUAUUUAGAUACUGACUGUUCACACUUGGUGGCCUAUAGCAACACCCCAAAAGAAAAGGCUUUAGAUGCGGCAAGUGAACCUGCAACCACACCACUUUAAUAACACUUGAUAUAAGAUCUUCUCUAAGCAUUACAGGGAUAUGGCUCUGAAUAGAUACAGCAACACCUCCCCCAUAAGCAUUUGUGUCUCUUCUAUAGAUGUUAUAUUCUUGUAUUGUUACUGCUGUAUCAUCAAAUGAAUUAUCUACGUGAGUCUCAGAAAUGGCUAAUGUAUGAAUGUUAUCUGAUGUUAGCAAGUUAUUGAUUUCAUGAACCUUAUUUCUAAGGCUACAUAUUAUGGGCUAUUUUCAGCCCUUUCCUGGGUAGCUUAUCAGAGAGAGAAAUAAUACUGAAAAGAGCAAACAAAGCAAGAGAAAAAAAGAUACAUUCAGCAGUCCAUUAAUCAAUUGGUGUGUGUGUGUGCUGCGGGGUUGAUGCUACGAACCUGUAGGCUUGGCGCUCUCAUCCCUUCCAGGCUUCUGGGAGGGAGGGUGGACAGUGAGCCUGUCAUAGUGGAUGUAAGCAAUGUCCCCACGCGCUCUGGCAGCUUUCAUGGCUGGGAUAAGUUCUUUCCUCUUCUGGCGCACAGCUUCAGGAUAGUCCUCGUUGAGAAAGAUAUACGUUCCUCUGAAGUUCUUGGCUCUUUCCAGAACAGCUACCUUGUCCUUGAACCUCAGUAACUUGACCACUAUCGGCCUGGGCCUGUCACCUGGGCCGGUGGUGGGUUUUCCAGUCCUGUGGGCGCGCUCCACCUCAAUCUUCCUGUGGUCCGUCUUCAAUUUCUCAGAGAUCAUUUCCCUCACUUUGUCCUCAGACUCCGUCCAGGUCUCAUGUGGAGAUUCUGCAAUUCCGUCCACAACCAUGUUGUUACACCUUGAUUUAUCCGUCAUUGCUAUCAUGGAUUCACAGACAGAACUGAUGUCCUCUCUCAACUUUAUUUAACCAGGUAAGCCAGUUGAGAACAAGUUCUCAUUUACAACUGCGACCUGGCCAAGAUAAAGCAAAGCAGUGCGAUUAAAAACAACAGCACAGUUACAUAUGGGGUAAACAAAACAAAGUCAAAAAUACAACAGAAAAUAUAUAUACAGUGUGUGCGAAUGUAGUAAGUUAAGGAGGUAAGGCAAUAAAUAGGCCAUAGUGCAAAAUAGUUACAAUUUCGUAUUAACACUGGAAUGAUAGAUGUGCAAAAGAUGAUGUGCAAAUAGAGAUACUGGGGUGCAAAUUAGCAAAAUAAAUAACAAUAUGGGGAUGAGGUAGUUGGGUGGGCUAAUUUCAGAAUGGCUGUGUACAGGUGCAGUGAUCGGUAAGCUGCUCUGACAACUGACGCUUAAUGACUUACAGAUUGCUGUAAUCUUGCUGUUCUCCUGUUUCAACUCAUCGAGCUGACCCUGGGAGAACUGCAAACUGUUCUUUAGGUCCUGGACCUCUCUGGUCAGGUCGUCCAUUAUUUUAUUAGUCAAAUCCACCAGUAUUUGGACAAAGCACUUGAAGCUAUUUUAUUGUUGUUGUAAACUGCUUGUAGAACUCUUUUUGUUAGUUUAAAAUAUCCUUCACAUGUGAUAGACAACACUAUCCUCGACAACGGUACUCCUGCCAGCUUUGGUCUUUGUCAUGGUAGCUAGCAACGUAGGUUACGCUGUUACUCCUCGCAGUUCCAGACAGGGCAGGUCACAGGGAAGAUUGAAAACAACAAACAGCAGGGAUCUAGACAGCCACAAACCCGGGACAAUCCACGGUCCCAGCCACAAUGGCUAACCGCGUCGCGGGCUGCGUUCAAGCCCUCAAGAAAACCCUGCUAGCUUGAUAUGCUGCUAGCUAGCAGCUAGGCUAGCUGCAAUGCCAAAUAGCUCCUCAGACCGGUCCUUGGUUGGCAGAAUCACUGGACAGAGGCUAGCAAUCCCAGCAACUGAUGCCCACUGUGUCGCGGGAUCCAAACUAAAAAGUUAGCUAGCUACUAAGAACUUACCAAUACACUUUCAAAACAACAAAUCCGAGCUCUUCCUCGUUCCGCGUUCAACAGGAAGUGACGUAGUGAUAGGAGACUCGAUAAUUAUUCAACUGGACUGGAACCUGUCAACCACCCCAUUUACUCUGUUAAACCUACUCUUUGAAAUAUCAAAGCUAAGCAGGGCUGGGCUCAGUUAAAAAGAGAGGAGGGACAAAUAAUAUAACUGAAAUGAGCAUAACAACAUUUUCUAAUGUAUGCAAGUCAUGAUAAUCAGCAUAUGUGCGAGGAAUGACAACGGGUGCCAGUUUUACAUUACAUUGCUCAUUAAUGAAACUGAAGCAAACGUAGCUCAAUUUUAAUCUUGUAGGCUAAUAUUUUCCGUAUCAUUAUUUCUCUCAUUAUGGAGUCCUCUAGCCACUUUGAACAACAUGGUCUUGCAUUGACACUGCCUUCUCACAAGGGAAUGACUGCAGCAGGUCGAAACGGUAUUCACCCAGUCGGUAUUAGAUAGAACGUUGCGACCCUGCCCACCUGUGGGGAAAUCAACCUGUUGUUACCUAGGUUACCCCAUUGGCUCACAGCAAAAACUUUUUAAAAUGCAAUUUUUCUUGUUAUCUAUUUGUUUUAGUCAAUUACAAAACUACAUUUAAGAAAAGUACAUGUCUAAAGAUUACUUUUAAACAUUGCCUGCUCCCUAGCGUUCUCACUACUUAGAAAAACGUAAUAUUGUAAUAUCUCUCAUUCCCCUUUUCAUGACGAUGCUGGCAGCCACUUGAGUGAGUGAAUGCUAGCUAGCUACCGACCGGAACAUUAAGCUAGACCAACAACACAAACGGACUAUACAGCUACAAGUAGUAAGUGGAGUUACAAACGGACUGUACUAAAUAAUUUAAAUGUCUUACCUGUGAUGAUAUGUUUGCCACACACAUAGCUACAUGUAGCCUACUUGGACACCGCGUCCCCACAUUUCCCACACCGAAUAGUCUGAAGCCACAGGGCUCUUCUCGCAGGCUCUAUUUCCCUACAUGGGAGUAUUGCGAACCGUAGCUCGGGAUUUUUGACUUGGCUACAUGUGCAUUGAACAACACAGCAGCUUUUAGGCAUGUUUAGUUAUUUAAGUAUAGCAAAAAAUCGCAGAAGUUGCCUCUUAUAAUGGGGGUCAUUAGGAAAGAAUGUUGUUUUCCCCCAAUUUGUGGGCGUGGUCGAGGGGAAUUCCUUAUUACGUGAAUAUGACUGAGACUGUUGGUUUGUUCUUUUUUUAGAAUUCAAAUUCUAUAUUGCACCAAAUUUGCGCGCUCCCCAUGUCCCAUAACGUUGUCAUGGAAAAUAUUAAUGUUUCCAUCUACCAAUCAUCAACUGUGCCGUAAAUCUGGCUGCAUAUUGAACAUUGAGAUUGUCCAAAGGCAGGAGUGGCAGGGAGUGGAAUGUUCGCUUAAAAGACUGGUACAUAAAUUACCUUUUAUCCAGAGUCCAGACGGGCAUUGCAUAGGGGCAAUUCCACAGUAGGAGUGACACUGAGACUCUGAUUUUUCACAAAAACCAAUGAUUGCAAAGUUUAAAAAAACAUAACUCUAUACACAAGGACUACUUUUAACAAUUUCCAGUGAAAAUUGUACAAAAACUUGAACAGUGCAGAGGCAAAGUUUGGUAACAGACUGACGGCACACACAGCACAGAUACCAGGGGUGUGACAGACACCAGGGGUGUAAUCAUUAGUCAUUCCAAACAGUUGCAAAACAUUUGAACUAUAACAAGAUUUUCUAUUGUACAAAUUCAGGUAGGUCCCUCCCCGUUUCCUUUGCUUCAAUUUUUAAGAAACAUUUUGCAACAGAAUUGUGGAAAUGAAUGCACCCCUGGGGCCUCAUUUAUAAAUGUUGCGUACGCACAAAAUAAAUAUAAUAACAACAUGCAAUAAUUUGCUGUUAGUGAGAAGAGCGCAAAUCUAUUAUCUUUACAUUCAUUCUAAAAUGAUUUAAUCUAUUUCCUAUUUAUUUAUUUAUUUUCCAUGCUCAUUUCAGAAUAAAUUCCUCACCUUUUCUGACUGUGAUGGUUUAAACUCGUGAAAUAGCCUAUCGGCCUACAACAAGUUUAGGAUAGGCUACCAUUCGUCCCAUCUCUCAUUUAAUUGGACCCACUUCACAGCAGUAAAUAGAUAAGCUACCGGUAUUUAAAGUAUUUUGCUCUAUGCGAUCCGAAGCACAGUUUAACGGUAAAACAGAAGGUUCACCUUUUCCAUUGACGUUUGUAGGCUACGUCUGAAUACUGUUCUGUCAAAUUUCUUGAGUAGCCUAGACAAUAUUUAAUUUUUAAACAUAAUUCAUAUAGUAUUACCAUUGCACCUUUUCUAGCCAUACAACAAAUUAGCAUGCACAUCUCUCAUUUAAUUGGGCCUAUUAGAUAGACUAUUAUAAUUUCACGUUUUUGCUCUAUGCAUCUGAAAGGGAGUGCGGUUUAUAACAUACACUAUUUAACAGGUGAACAGAGUAUAGGCCUACUAUAGUUUUCAUUAUUUAUUUUUUAGAGUAGACAAUGUUUUCGUGGGCAGUGCAACAUAUUUAGGUUCAGGAGAAAGUAAAUGCAAAACAUUAUUGAAUUCAAAUUAUAUGUUUACAGGUUCACAGCAAUUUGCAAGUUUUUGUGUUUCAGAAACGGUCAGAUAUAGCAAAUGUCACUGCCAAAAAAUAUUAAUCUAUUAAUUAACACCUCCAAAGACAUUUAAUCAAGUUCGCUAUUGAUAUUUCCUUUAGAUAUACCGUCUUGGCCUAAUUCCAAUACUUCCAAAGUAUACAGCAAAAAGGGGGGUUAUAAUGCUCGUUCAAGCGUGCACAGUUUUAUGACAGGUCUGAUUUUAUAAUGGAAAACAUGCAUAUGUAGUCUCUUCAGGAAUAGCGCACGCAGAUAUUUAGUAUAAAAUGUGUGCAACGGUUAUAAAUGAGGCCCCUGGCCUCUGAAAGCCACUGGAGUAGUGUAGCAAGGGGUGUAAUUCAUUUAGUACCAUAUUCCAUCAGUGCUUGAUUGUCAUCAAAGGAUGGGAAGUCACCUGCUGUUGUCGUCAUCAUCAAAGAGCAAGGGCAUAUUCUCAAUUUGAAAAUUUGGAGAAUCCAGACAAUUGAAUGACCGAUCCGUACAGAAGAUCUGUUCUCAUAAAUGUUAAAUGUUGACUGUAUGUGAGCAAUGAACAGCAGCAUAGCCUAACUUUUUCCUUUUUCAGUUCCUGCACUUUGUAUCAGUUUUGUCAGUUGCCUAAGGAGUGAUAGGCCUAUGUGAUAAAUGCCUUGGCUUUAAUACAGUGGUGAAAUUGUCUGAUUUAAAAGCAACAGUAACAAAGUGAAGGUGGUGGUUAUAGCAGUUUCGAUAACGCCUGUCUGAAGGAGGAAGUUAUAAUAAUAAUAUAAUAUGCCAUUUAGCAGACGCUUUUAUCCAAAGCGACUUAGUCAUGUGUGUAUCAGUACAGUUAGCACAGCAAUACACCACAUGAUAUGAUGACAAAGGGCACAAAGGGGCAGGUUGAGGACAGUGUGGUGUUUUAUUUUAAAUGAUUUUAUUUUCACUUUGUCUACGCGCUCUGUUUAUGUUCUCCAGAUCAUCUCUUUUGUCUGUUCUUCUGCUCUAUAGGCCUGGUUAGUUUAUUGCAUUGUCAUAUAAAGGUCUGUAGCCCAGGCAACAAAUGGAAAAGAAUACGUACAAAUGCAUAAGAGCCGACAAGAUGGGGCACUAUUAUUCAGUGCCAGCCAGGUACACACACACUGGCAUUCCUUAAUGACUUGCUACUGACUUACGGUGGGUUUUUCAAAAUUCCUCUUGGUUGGCAUUUGUGGAUUAAUGUCAGUGCCAAAUACAUGCUGAUGAGUGUCAAGCAGCCUAGGAUCAGACUGUACUUUCUCUCUCUCUGGUCGUAGGCCUACUCCACUAGACCACACUAUCGGGCAUGCAAUUAGCCUAUAUGUUGACGUUCAAUCUUCACCCUUGUUUUACAGGUGUGAGCUGUGACGCAUGUUUAAAAGGGAACUUCAGAGGGCGCCGGUACAAGUGUUUAAUUUGCUACGACUACGACCUGUGUGCGUCGUGCUACGAGAGCGGAGCCACCACAACGAGACACACGACAGAACACGCCAUGCAGUGUAUAUUAACCAGGGUAGACUUUGGUAAGGAUUAAACAUUUUACAUUAUAACAGGAGUUUUUCCUGACCACGUGGUCCAAGCAGGGCUUGGAGUUCUUCCUGGUCAGGUGGUCAGGAAAAACACUUCGCUCUAAUUGGUAUUCAUUUGAUUUCAGUGUAUUUUAUAUAAAACGUUUCGUGUUAUGGUGAUGAUAACAGUGAUUCUAAAGAUGGAUUGUUUUCUUUGCAGACCUGUAUUACGGCGGUGAGGCGUUCUCAGUAGAGCAGCCCCAGAGCUUUUCCUGUCCUUACUGUGGUAAAAUGGGCUACACAGAGACAUCCCUACAGGAGCAUGUCACCUCAGAGCAUGCAGAGACCUCUACAGAGGUGGUGAGUGGACACAUCAUCCUAGUGUUUCAUCUAGCUUUACUAAGAUGGGAAGACCGGUCCCCCAGUCUAGCUCUGUUGCCCUUUUGCUUAAAAAAAUGUGUCCUCCAUUGGUUUCAAUAGAAUGUUUUGGUGUUUACUGUAGCUCAAUUGGUAGAGCAUGGCGCUUGUAACGCCAGGGUAGUGGGUUUGAUCCCCGGGACCACCCAUACGUAAAAAUGUAUGCACACAUGACUGUAAGUCGCUUUGGAUAAAAGCAUCUGCUAAAUGGCAUAUUAUAUUACAUCCUCUAUAAAACUCUAUGGGAAAGAUUGUAUCCAAUGACAUCUCAUACAUCCAGCUUAGAUUCCAGGGCUCGUGGACGCAUUAACACAAUUCUCAAAUGAUUAUUUUACAACUGACGCUUGCCAAUAACUUAAAAUAACUUGAGUGGUCAGUGGAAUAUAUCCAGAGGGUGCUUACGGCUUGCUUCAUUUCAGAUCUGUCCAAUAUGUGCUGCGUUGCCGGGCGGGGACCCCAAUCAUGUGACCGACGACUUUGCUGCUCAUCUCACACUUGAACACAGAGCACCUAGAGAUUUAAUAUCUUUUUAAUGCAGCUCUACUCUGUCUGUGUGUGUGUACGCUCUGCUUGUGUGUCUGCAUCUGUUUGUUUUUGUGUGUGUGUGCUUCUGCGUGUGUGUGUGUGUGUGUGUGUGUGUACACCUUUGUGGCUGGGUCUGUGUGUAUUAUUUAUGAUUAUUCCAAGUACUUGCGAACCCUUUGAACUCUGCUCCUUAACCUGCCUUGUUUACGAUGAGUCCAGCGGCGUCCGGCAUGUGCGUCGGAUGUUCCACCCCGGUCGCGGGCUGGGCGGUCCCAGGGCACGCAGGACCAACAUGCACUUUACUAGCAGCUCCACCGGGGGGCUCUCCUCCUCACAGAGCUCCUCGUACUCACCCAGUAACAGGGAAGCCAUGGACCCCAUAGCAGGUGAGCAGUGCACCUGGUCUGACCAGUCUCUGUCUGUAUAGUUAACUACAAGCAGAGAUGGAUAGAGAAUCUGGUUGUCUGGUCUUUACCCUCUGAUCUGUGUUCACUCCUGCUGGAUUUUAUUCACCAGUCUGUACUGGAGUCACUUGAAUAUUCACUUCAGUGGUUCUUUUAUCUUUCCAUGAGACAUAACGGCUAUGGCUUUGAUCUCGUAUGAAGUAUAACCUGCAGUCAUAGUGACAUGCCUCUUUUCUGUGACAAUCUUACUGUAUCACAUUCACCUGUCUCUACUGGAGCCUAGUUUUGAACUAUUAAUCUCACUAGAAGAAACUCAAACACUCUUCUUCAUCUCUCUCUCGUCUCUCCUCCCACAGAGCUGUUGUCUCAGCUGUCGGGCGUGCGGCGCUCGGCGGGCGGCCAGCUCAACUCGUCAGGCCCGUCCGCAUCUCAGCUGCAGCAGUUACAGAUGCAGUUGCAGCUGGAGCGCCAGCAGGCCCAGGCGGCCCGGCAACAGCUGGAGACAGCCAGGAACACCACGCGACGCUCCAACCCCGGCGGCAACAUCAGCGCCACCAUCCCCCCGCCCAGCGCCGUCGCCAACUCGGCCGGCGUGGCCGAGAGCAACCCCAUGGCCUCCCACAGCUCCCAGUUCCUGCUCACACGGUGAGUUGGUCGAUCUCUCUGAGGUGUACAUGUGAACAAAGCCUUUUAUUUACUUCACUAUAUUCGAAAUUGAAGGCUCUGCGCACACAGACACACACACACUGUUUGCUGUUACUGCUAUCAGGCCCCAAUUGUUGAAUGCCCCGAAUGGCAGGAUCUGCCCCCCCCCCCCCCCCCCCCUGCAUGGUAUCUCCCACAGUCUCUCCCUCUUGUUCUCUCCCCACGAAUAGACUCACAGGUCUCCCCUCCUCCUACCUUUUUCGAUACUACAACAUGAAAAACAGUUUGGUACUAGAAUUUUGUUCGUUGCGGUUCUUCUAUCAAAUGUCUCACGUUUGGAAGUCAACUAAAUAUAUUGAACUUAUUAGAACAUUUAUACAUUUUCACAAGAGUUUAUCAUAAGACAUGGACAGAAUGCAUCAGUGAUUCGUAUUCCCUGCAACCUUCUAAAGAAGCAACGGCAUGGGAAUGCCCGUCUGUGUGUGGUGCGCAUCUACCACUUUGUGUAGCCAUUAGCGUUACCUAAUAAAUCAGACUGUAAUACCAAAUCUUGGUAUAAAGCCUGCAACAAAGCACAGCAAAAACUUGGAAAGUGUCCUUACAAGCCAGAAUGUUGAAUAAGUUUGACUGAUCAAACUUGAUUUUUAAUGCUCUCUCUUGUCUCUCUGCAGCAAACCUAUAAUGAGGAAUAUGUUUGGAACAUCAAAUCGCAAUAAAACCGCAAUACAUAUAGAAUCGUGAAAAUCGCAAUACAUACCUAAGUAUCGUGAUAAUAUCGUAGCGUGAGGUCCCUGCCAAUUCCCAGCCCUAUUAAACACCUGCAAGACUUCGGUUUGUAUGCAUGCAUCGGAUGUAUAGUGCAUUCGGAAAGUAUUCAGACCCCUUGACAUCAAUCUAAACACAAUACUAUAACGACAAAUCGAAAACAUUUUAGACAUUUUUGCAAAUAUAUAAAAAAUUGAAAUACCUUAAUUACAUAAGUAUUCAGACCCUUUGCUAUGAGACUUGAAAUUGAGCUCAGGUGCAUCCUGUUUCCAUUGAUCAUCCUUGAGAUGUUUCUACAACUUCAUUGGAGUCUACCUGUGGUAAAUUAAAUUGAUUGGACAUGAUUUGGAAAGGCACACAACUGUCUAUAUAAGGUCCCACCAUUGACAGCGCAUGUCAGAGCAAAAACCAAGCCAUGAUGUCGAAGGAAUUGUCCGUAGAGCGCCGAGACAGGUUUGCGUCGAGGCAUAGAUCUGGGGAAGGGUACCAAAACAUUUGUACAGCAUUGAAGGUCCCCAAGAACACAGUGGCCUCCAUCAUUCUUAAAUGGAAGAAGUUUGGAACCACCCAGACUUUUCCUAGAUCUGGCCGCCCGGCCAAACUGAGCAAUCGGGGGAGAAGGGCCUUGGUCAGGGAGGUGACCAAGAACCCAAUAGCCACUCUGAGAGCGCUCCAGAGUUCCUCUGUGGAGAUGGUAGAACCUUCCAGAAGGACAACCAUCUCUGCAGCACUCCACCAAUCAGGCCUUUAUGGUAGAGGGGCCAGACGGAAGCCACUCCUCAGUAAAAGGCACAUGACAGCCCGCUUGGAGUUUGCCAAAAGGCACCUAAAGACUCUCAGAUCAUGAGAAACAAGAUUCUUUGGUCUGAUGAAACCAAGAUUGAACCCUUUGGCCUGAAUGCCAAGCGUCACUUCUGGAGGAAACCUGGCACCAUCCCUAUGGUGAAGCAUGAUGGUGGCAGCAUCAUGCUGUGGGGAUGUUUUUCAGCAGCAGGGACUGGGAGACUAGUCAGGAUCUAGGGAAAGAUGAACGGAGCAAAGUACAGAGAGAUCCUUGAUGAAAACCUGUUCCAAAGCGCUCAGGACCUCAGACUGGGGCGAAGGUUCACCUUCCAACAGGACAAUGACCCUACGCACACAGCCAAUGCAACGCAGGAGUGGCUUCCGGACAAGUCUCUGAAUGUCCUUGAGUUGGCCCAGCCAGAGCUCGGACUUGAACACCGAUCUAACAUCUCUGGAGAGACCUGAAAAUAGCUGUGCAGCGACGCCCCCCUCCAACCUGACAGAGCUUGAGAGGAUCUGCAGAGAAGAAUGGGAGAAACUCCCCAGAUACAGGUGUGCCAAGCUUGUAGCGUCAUACCCAAAAAGACUCAAGGCUGUAAUUGCUGCCAAAAGUGCUUCAACAAAGUACUAGUAAAAGGUCUGAAUACUUAUGUAAUGUGAUAUUUUUUUAUUUUAAAGUCAGUUUAAUAAUACUUUCCUGUGGAUAUUUUGUCUCCAAUGUUGACCCACUGAAGGACCAACACCACGGACAAUCGGCGGAGUAAAUUCAAAUAUAAUUUUAUUCAACAUUCGUGACAGACGACACGUUUUCGGGUUUUUUCUAUGUAAAUGAGUGUGCACAAUUGGGACUACCCAGUGGCCAUUUGUUUUGCAAACUCCAUCAUAGGGUCAAACAGUAACUUAUUUUCUCACUGGCCAAAAAUCGAAUGGCCAGAACAGAAUUUCUAAUGGCCUGGACAUGGUGUAAUUUUUGAUGCAGGGCCUAUAGCGCGUGUCAAACUCAUUCCACGGAGGGCUGUGUGUAUGCGGGUUUUCGCUCCACCCUUGCACUUGAUUGAUGAAUUAAGGUCACUAAUUAGUAAGGAGCUCCCCUCACCUGGUUGUCUAGGUCUUAAUUGAAAGGAAAGAAUGAGUUUGACACCCCUGGCCUAUAGGUUGGCAUGCUUUUCGCUAUAAUUUAUUUAUUAUUAUUAAUAGGCUAUAUUUGGUUAUUAUAUGUAUUAAAAAGCUGUGUAAUAUAAUUUAGAAAUGCAAGUCAUUACUCUAUUCUUCAGAAUUGCAUUAUAUUAAUUAUUCAUUUUUGUUUCUGAAGUAUGCCAUUUUGAGAGAAAUUCUACAACUUAAAAUAGGACGCUGCCUCUUUAAAGGGUCAGACACACCGAGAAUUCUUAAUAUCAAUAGGUACUUAGCACCUCUGCCCAGUGUCGGCAGUUAAUGUUUUGUUGUUCACACAGCCGUUUAACCACAGAUUAAAUAAAUACUCCAGACCACAAGGUGUCAGUAGCUUGUUUGGUAUUGUGCCAGCAGUAGAUAACUGUUAGCUAGCUAACUAGCAAGCUGCACAAAUGUUGUUGCUAGUUAGCUAGAAUUUGUAGUAAGCCCUUGUUGAUACUAGCCAGAUGGCCACAACUAUACUGAACAAAAAUAUAAAUGCAACAUGUAAAGUGUUGGUCCCAUUUUUCAUGAGCUGAAAUAAAAGAUCCCAGAAAAUUUCCAUAUGCACAAAAAGCUUAUUUCUCUCAAAUGUUGUGCACAAAUUUGUUUAAAUGUCUGUUAGUGAUCAUUUCUCAUUCUCAUUUGCCAGGUGUGGCAUAUUAAACAGCAUGAUAUCAUUACACAGGUGCACCUUGUGCUGUGCAGUUUUGUCAUACAACACAAUGCCACAGAUGUCUCAAGUUUAGAGGGAACUUGCAAUUGGCUUGCUGACUGCAGGAAUGUCCAACAAUUAAUGUAAUGUUAAAUUCUCUACUAUAAGCUGCCUCCAAUGUUAUUUUAGAGAAUUUGGCAGUACAUCCAACUGGCCUCACAACCGCAGACCAUGUGUAACCCCGCCAGCCCAGGACCUCCACGUCUGGCUUAUUCACCUGCGGGAUCGUCUGGGGAAGGGGGGUGCUCAGGAGUAUUUCUGUCUGUAAUAAAGCCCUUUUGUGGGGGAAACUAAUUCUGAUUGGCUGGGCCUGGCUCCCCAGUUGGGUGGACCAGGUUCCCAAGUGGGUGGGCCUAUGCCCACCCAUGGCUGCGCCCCUGCCCAGUCAUGUGAAAUUAGGGCCUAAUUUAUUUAUUUCAAUUGACUGAAUUCCUUCUAUGAACUGUAACUCAGUAAAAUCUUUGACAUUGUAGCGUGUUCGUGUUUAUUUUUGUUAAACGUAGAUAACUAGCGUAGCUAGCUAGCACCAUUAUAAUUAAAUCACAAUGAAUUCAUUUUUUUAUGAAGCAGCCAAGAGUCAGUGGAGAAGCGAGCUAGCUAUGUUGUGCUACUGCAUAUGGCGACGCUAACCGUUAAGCUAACGUUAGCUAGCAAGCGAACUGGCAGUUAAAACAAUUCUGAUGAAAAGGGGGUGAGUUACACCAGUAAAAUUGCCCUCUUUUUCCAUUUUUCUUGUCACUCCUGUCGGCUCCCCCACGUGGAGGUUCAUGCUCUCUGAUUAGCUCAAAGUCAAGUUGUCGGCCACUACCGAUCAUUGCGAUUCUUUAAGUAAUGCUGGGCAUACACUAUACGACUUUUAACAAUUUAAAAACUUGGACGAGCUCACAUUUCCUUGUCCUAAAUGUUUAAUUCCGUCCAUCCUCAACCCCAGGACGUGGGUGCUCACAUUACACAAUGAUUCCCUAGUUGAUCCUGCCCUGCAUUUCUCGGUAGUCGUAGGAAAAAAAUGCAGACAUGCAAACAGUGAGUUGCUUUAUUACUGUGCACAUUAUUAUUUGCAGAAACGUCAACAAAUUUACGGAGGACAGAAUAUGGACUUCAUUUCAUAUAUCAUUAUUAUUUCAUAUUAUCUUUUUGGUUUUUGUCAGUAGUCCGCAGAUGUACUAUUGGUGGAGUUCGUUUUGCAUGGCUCGGUGCCCCGGGUGCGUGGAGAUUUCACUUAAGGACCAAUGGAAUGAUCUAAAAUGAGCAAACUCCGUCCAUCCGGGGCACCGGACCAUGUAAAACUAACUUGCCCAUUGAAAAGGCAGCAGCGUUCUCUCCACAGCUCCACCAAUCGGUCUUCCAUCACCUUGGUCCACAUGGUACGUGUUGUUGCUUUCCUCAAAAUGUCUUAGAUUUUUCCCAGACCUAAAAAGCAUUGUUGUGGACUUCGAACAUCCAAUUUUGUUGUUUUUCUAUAAAAAAAAGUUUGGAAAAAUCUGUUGUUCUCCCCGCUUUCUUUUUUGUCGUGGGAUCGAGUAUUGUGAUGCUAACCCUGGUAUCGAAGUCUAAAUUCUGCUAUCAUGACAACACUACUGCAUUUCCACUUCCUCCAUGUAGUCCCUGCCUCUGCUCUGUGUUAACCAGUUCCCCUCCUCUUUGUCCUGCUACAGGUUAAACGAGCCCAAGAUGUCGGAGGCGGAGCGGCAGGUGCUGGAGGGCGAGCGCGCUGACCGCAGCCUGUUUGUCCAGGAGCUGCUGCUGAGCACGCUGAUGCGCGAGGAGAGCUCUUCCUCGGAUGAGGAAGAGCGCCGAGAUUUCGCCAGCUUUGGGGCCAUGGGCUGCGUGGAUAUCAUGCCUUUAGACGUGGCCCUGGAGAAUCUCAACCUCAAGGAGAGCGGCACAGGCGGUUACGGCAGCAGCUCGAGGAGCUCUAAGGAGCCUCCACCGCCUCCUCUUUGAUGAUAUCCCAGCACCACACAGACUUUGUCCUCUGUGCUGCCACUGCCAGUGAUGGGCGGGCAGGGCAGCAGGCUGUUUUUUGGUUUGUUUUUUGGUGAUUGUAAUUUCAGGUCUGUCACCUUUGUUACGUUGUGUACAACCAUAAAAAAGGAGAGUGGGAGCGAUUGGGGAAAGUGCAAGUGGAUGAGUGCGCAGCGCUGAGCGAGUGAUUGAGAGAAAAUAAAUAUAUAUAAAUAUAUAUAAAAAGUUGAUAAUCACAUAAUUUUUCUUUAGCAGGUCAGCAUUAGGUAGUCGUGGCAGACCUCUGCUUCCUGUUCUCAUGCAAAAGGCUCCUUAUAAAUACUCCACAUUCAAAAACUGAAGAGGAAUCAGACACCCUCUGAUGAAGCUGCUGUGUGUAUUUGACAUAACUAAUAAAGUGCUUGAAUGGUUUACCAUAACUACUGCAUGAGGUUCUUUGCAGCGUGCAUGACUUUUAAUGACCUUACAGUCAUUAAAAAGCAAAAAAAUAAAUAUCCCAAAGCUUUUUCUCUUCAACCAUUUUAAAGGGUUACAUGAUCGAGUUUUUCCGAAAAAUUGAAUAUCCCAAAAAACUGACAUGCUGAAAAGUUUAGGAACUUUUACAACUUUUUUUAUUUUUAAUAGAAAAAAGCAACAUAUUGGUAUCUGCUGUAGC